AUGGAAAUCAAAGAAGAAUUAUCUAUAUGUUCAACAGAAGACUUGGAAAUCCCUCCAAUUGUAGGCUCUGAUAAUAAUAUCUCUGAAAGCUGAAUGAAAUGGGCAAUCUUAGUACAAAGUAUCCUUAUUCUAUUUAUCUUAUACCUAUUAGUUAGAAUUGAUUCAAGGCAAUCUCAUGUCAUCGAACUUUUAAAGCAGCAGCAAGAGCAGCUAUAUAAUUUCACAAGUACUCCUUAUGACUCGCUUUUUGAAACUGUCAACGAUGGAUUCUGGACUUUUACUUCUCUUUUGGCUCGGUCAAUUUAA
Molecule: messenger RNA, 306 nt
Organism: Blepharisma stoltei
Lineage: Eukaryota; Ciliophora; Heterotrichea; Heterotrichida; Blepharismidae
Source: the annotation of a GenBank genome assembly